Messenger RNA from Macrobrachium nipponense, 2091 nucleotides. RefSeq lists its product as uncharacterized. The record is from RefSeq and is a predicted model, not a curated record. The transcript is spliced from 16 exons. NCBI's taxonomy places the organism in Eukaryota, Metazoa, Arthropoda, Malacostraca, Decapoda, Palaemonidae. Bases 41 to 1852 code for a protein of 603 amino acids.
AGCUCUCAGUCGAGCAGGAAGUCUUCUAAAGUCGCAGAGCAUGAUGAAGUGGACAAUCUUUGCCUUGGCAGUGACGUUGGUCAUCUCUUCAGAAGUUGUGUCUUCUAAGGUCAGAGAAAGGUCUCCAAGGAGGUGGCUGGAAAGAGAGGCUCGAGCAUCAUGGACACUCAAUGAACCAAUGUUGCAAGUUCGACGGGAUAAGCUGCAUGUGUCUCUGCAAGGACCGCCUGGAAUCAGGAAAGUUUCUUUUUACAUGAGCCUCAACGAAAGAUUCUCCAGAUUCAGAGAUGCUCAGUAUAAAUUCAGGCUCAAAUGCGAUGCAGCAAAGUUCUGCCAGAGGAGAGGAGGUCCCAUCCUUCAAGAAGGUGAUGUGGUGUAUUACGGAAUGAAGGCCAAGAUUCGGAAGACACCACUGCAAAAAUUCCUUGGAAGAAUCUGGAUACCUUUCCCCCUGUCCACUACUACUGGGCCAACAGAAUCUCCUGUUUUGUCUUGCAGCGCUCUCCUCCCAACGGCAGCGAGCGGAUGUGCCGAAUUUGCUUACAACACUAGCUAUGGGUACCCAACACUAGGAAGUGGCCGCAGAAACCCAGAGCGUGGUUUUUACAUUCACACGGAAACUAAAGCUUCCAGUUGGUCACCUGUCGUGCUAGAGCCCCUGAAUCAAUGGGUCGACCAAGGCAUCACGCUCAUUUACAGGGUUUACGUCCUAGACACGUUUGUCAACACCAACAUCAGCGAUGACAUUCUGCAGAAAAUAAGACAAGAUUUUGUAGACAUCAGAAGUGCAGGCUUGAAGGUACUAUUAAGGUUUUGCUACAGUCUAAACGCAUCGAUCAUCGAAGACGCUGCUCCUUUGCAGUUGAAGAAGCACAUUGAACAGCUUGCUCCCAUUUUACAGGACCACGUUGGCGUGAUAGCCCUGAUGCAGGCUGGCUUCGUGGGCGUGUGGGGUGAGUGGUACUACACAGCCAACUAUGGCAAUGAAGGCAACGUAUCUCUAGCAGAUUAUGAGAACCGACGACAGGUGGUGUUUGCCCUUUUAGACGCCUUACCUAAAUCCAGGCAAAUAGAGCUGCGUACACCGAAUUAUAAAAGGAAAAUUCUAGAGAGACUUUCGCCUGUUACUUCAGCUGAGGCAUAUACAGAUGCCAAGGUUGCUAGGAUUGGCCACCACAAUGACUGCUUCCUGGCAUCGGACACGGAUUUUGGGACCUACAUAGACAAGGCUGAUGAAUACCCUUACCUUAUGAACGAAACGAUGUAUGUGUCACAAGGGGGAGAAUCUUGUAACCUCAAUUCACCAAGGUCUGACUGUGUUACUGCACUUAAGGAACUUCAGGAGCUUCACUUCACUUAUUUGAAUUCGAGGUAUUAUCCAGAUGUGCUUCAGUCAUGGAGAACCCAAGGAUGCUAUGACACAAUAGACCAUUCACUUGGGUAUCGCCUUAUUGGCGUGUUUUCAAGAAUACCUCAGGUGAUGAAGCGUGGGACCAUUGCUACAGUUGGUAUCAAGAUAAUGAAUGUCGGUUUCUCUGCACCAAUCAAUUAUCGAUCAGCACAGAUCAUCAUCAUCAAUACUUCUUCAGGAGAGGAAUAUCAAUCACCUCUCCAGAGCGACUUUGACCUUCGACAUUGUCAUCCUGGAGUGUGCUUCUUAGAUGCCACCCUUUCGGUUCCCUCUUCUGCUUCAGCAGGUGACUACCAGGUGCUGCUCAAACUGCCUGAUGGUGAGAGCAGCUUGACAGACUUCCCUCAGUACAACAUCGUCGUCGAGAACCUGAAGAUCGAAGCAGACCCCCAGAGGAGACUCAAUCUCCUGGGCUCAACCACCAUCGUAUCAGCCAACUAAAACUUAGGGGGGCCUUCAGAAAGUCUCGCCCACGUUCUUUGCAACUGUGGCGAAUGUCAGAAGAGGAGAGGAAGGAGGGCAAAUAAGUUUAUCCGACGAACAUAUCGAUCAGAAAAUGUAAGAGUCACCUUUGCCAGUCACGACCGGAUCAAAACAAGAAAGGAGUUACUACCUAUGGCACAUCAUUGUUUAUGAAGGAAAACUGAAACAAAAACAUGAAUAAAUUUGCUUGCAUCAUA